Molecule: messenger RNA, 2079 nt
Organism: Ogataea philodendri
Lineage: Eukaryota; Fungi; Ascomycota; Pichiomycetes; Pichiales; Pichiaceae
Exons: 1
Coding region: 1-2079 (692 amino acids)
Biological process (GO): wybutosine biosynthetic process
Molecular function (GO): FMN binding; 4 iron, 4 sulfur cluster binding; catalytic activity
Source: RefSeq, a predicted model, not a curated record
AUGGAUUCGUGGCUUGCACCUGCUGUUGUGGUUGCGAUUAUUUACCUGCUGUGUGGCGGCCGAUGGACCUUUGUGCUCCUUGCGUCGGUUGCAUAUCUUUUGUCCUCGAAGCGGCACAUAGAAGAGCCGGAGACCAAAGAUGUUGCCGAAUCAAGACCCUCAAAGACUCAUGCCUGCAAAUGCGGAGGGGGUGGAUGUUGCCAAUCUAAAAAACAGCCUUCGGCCGAGGAGCCACCGUCCGAGUAUGAGAUCGAUUUCACUUACUCGUUCAAAGACACCGAGCCGGCGGUGGACCUGAAGCGUGCGCCAAAGAUCAUCCGUGCAAACAAGAGUGAGUCUAAACCCGUUUCUUCUCCGUUUCUAAUUUUUUAUUCGAGUCUGACAGGGUCUUCUAAGAGGGCCGCUGAAAAGGUGUGCGACGCGCUGCUCGCUGCUAGUAAACAGGCCCGGUUGCUGAAUUUGGACGAUGAUGUUGACGAUUUGGAUUCUUUUUUCUUGAAUGUCCCCACCGGACCCCCACCGAAUUAUAUUUUAGUUCUUCCCUCUUACGAUACAGACUCACCAAUAGACUAUUUCCUUGAGUUUUUGCAAGACACAGCCACGGAUUUCCGGGUGGACAAGUUUCCACUGCGGAAGGUCGCCGGCUUCAGCGUUUUGGGAAUCGGCGACUCAGAAUCUUGGGCUUCCCACUUCUGCACCCAAGCCGUGGCUGCAGAUAAGUGGCUUUCGAAACUCGGUGCUCGGAGAACUUUUCCUCUUGGAAAAUUGUGCAUUAAAAGAGACUUUGAGACCAAGUUGCAAACCUGGAUCGAUGGGCUGAUUGAUUCUAUCGACCACCCUAUCUUGGAUGAGUCCAAUAGUGACUCCUCGGACGAUGAAACUCUUGUGGAUGUUGAAGACUUGCUUCCAAAAACAGAUACCAAAAAAAUGGUGGCAGAUGGCUCUCCAACAUACAAGUCGCUCACCAAACAGGGCUACUCUGUCAUUGGCUCCCAUUCGGGAGUUAAGAUUUGUCGUUGGACCAAGUCGGCUCUGCGUGGCCGUGGUUCUUGCUACAAGUUUGCCUUUUAUGGUAUCAAGUCUCAUCUUUGCAUGGAAACCACCCCAUCUCUGUCGUGUUCGAACAAGUGUGUUUUCUGCUGGAGACAUGGAACAAACCCUGUUGGAACCACUUGGAGAUGGGAGGUUGACGAACCGGAAGUGAUUGUGGAAGGAGCUCUACAGGCCCACUACAAGAAGAUCAAGCAAAUGAGAGGAGUUCCUGGAGUUUCUGCUGACAGAUUUGCAGAAGCGUUCCAAGUCAGACAUUGUGCCUUAUCUUUGGUGGGGGAGCCAAUUUUCUACCCCCACAUCAACCGUUUCUUGAACCUUCUUCAUGAAAAGUUAAUCUCCUCCUUCUUGGUCUGCAAUGCCCAGCACCCAGACCAGCUGGCCACUUUGAAAAAGGUUACUCAGUUGUACGUUUCUAUUGAUGCUCCUACGAAGGAGGAGCUUAAGGUUGUCGAUAGACCACUGUACAGAGACUACUGGGAAAGACUGGAGAGAUGUUUAGAAAUUUUGAGGACGGUCCAGUCGCAUCAAAGAACUGUUUAUAGAUUGACGCUCGUGAAGGGAUUCAACAUGAGCGACGCAACCGCAUACGCUGAUCUCGUUGCCAAGGGCGAGCCAUGCUUGAUUGAAGUGAAGGGAGCCACGUUUUGUGGUUCGAGUGCUGGGAACGGCAACCCGCUCACUAUGCAAAAUAUUCCAUUCUAUGAAGAGUGUCAGAACUUUGUUCGCAAACUCACGGCAGAGCUCAAGUCAAGAGGGCUUGACUAUGAUCUUGCUGCCGAACAUGCUCAUUCAUGUUGCAUUUUGAUUGCACACCGCAAAUUCUUCAUCAACGGCCAAUGGCACACUCAUAUCGACUACCCGAAAUUUUUCAAGUUGCUUGAGUCUGGCCAGUCAUUUAAUGCGUUGGACUACACUGCUCCUACCCCUGAGUGGGCGUACUGGGGUUCGUCUGAGGCUGGAUUCAAUCCAGAAGACACAAAGUUCAACCGCAAGCAGGAGAAGGAGAAACGUCAGCAGAAUAUGUAG